AUGGAAGGAGGUCGACCUAAUAAUAGAAGAAAUAAUGACUCAAAAUAUUUUAGAAGAAAAGUAGUUUUUGUUGACCCCGAUGAUCCCACCGCACCUCAUUGGUGGCCAGCAAUGGUUGUCCCCUUAAAAGAAAUCGAAAUCUUUAAACAAAAAAUGGAUUCCGAUGUUAAAUAUCCUUCCAAAGGAGAAAAUCUAGUUUGUUAUUUUGAAGAUGGAUCAUUUUCGAUUGUAGCUGAACAAGAUUUAUUACCAUUUGAUCCUAAUAAUAAACCUUAUAUUACCUACAUGGAAGGACCCAAUUCAACAAUAUUUCAAAAAGAUAAAGCAGUUGCUUUAGCCACAUUAUAUUUUGAAAAAGGAAUAAUUCCACCUUCAUUUAAAGAAGAAGAGAAAAACUCCAAAUAA
Molecule: messenger RNA, 405 nt
Organism: Diversispora eburnea
Lineage: Eukaryota; Fungi; Glomeromycota; Glomeromycetes; Diversisporales; Diversisporaceae
Source: the annotation of a GenBank genome assembly